CAAAAGCUGGGGUAGGGACAGGCGUCACUGACCGUCCGCUGACCGAGGAACUGGACCACGGACCGACGAGCUCCAACUUUGCACUGGAAUUUGGCGUCUCCCAGCUGCUGGGAGUUGCACGACGAUGACCUCGACUCCCGAUGGACACGACUCUCCACUCUGACCGCCUGCCAACCACGAUACUGUGGGAUUCCUGUGGCAUUCUGUGUUGAAGACAGUCGGUCGCACGAAUGCAUUGUAUUGUACCUCGUUGAUCUGCGUUCGCCGAGGCUGACUGCCUCCCUUCCCACACGGCCCGUCUACUCCUGCUGAAGUCCCACCCUCCACCCUCCACCCUCUCACGAACCAGCCGCAGUCGACCAUGGCCUCCCAGUCGAAGCUCCUCCUCUCCCACGUCUCCACCCCGGGCCAGCGCGAGCGCACCAUCCGCUCCAUCAUCUCCCACCUGACCGACCUGUACCUGUCCAACCGCACCCGCAUCUCCCGCGCCGUCUACCUGACCCUCUUUGUCGCCCUCAUCAACCGCGUUCGCAACGCCAUCGCAGAGCAAAAGGCCGCCUCCGCCCGCGACGCCGUCAAGCGCGCCGAGCGCAGCGGCACCACCGGCCGCGUCAACAGCCCCGACGACAACAAGGAUCACGAUGAUGCCACCGGCAAGAAGAAGAGGCGCAAGGUCGAGCUCGACCGCGAGUUCUUCCGCUCCCUGCUGCGCCUGAUGCGCAUCGUCGUCCCCGGCUGGCGCAGCAACGAGACCCGCCUGCUCAUCAGCCACAGCUUCUUCCUCGUCGUCCGCACCCUCAUCAGCCUCAAGGUCGCCGCCAUGGACGGCGCCAUCGUCAAGGCCCUGGUCAAGGGCAACGGCAAGGAGUUCCUCAUGAGGAUCGUCUGGUGGAUGUUGAUCGCCGUGCCCGCCACCUUCACCAACUCCAUGCUGUCCUGGCACCAGGCAGAGCUGUCGCUCAAGUACAGGACGAGGCUCACCCAGCACAUCCACGACAAGUACCUGUCCAAACUCACCUUCUACGGCAUCUCGGCCCUGGACGACAGGAUAAAGAACCCGGACCAGCUCAUCGCUGUCGACGUCGCAAAGUUCUCCAACAGCCUGGCAGAGCUGUACAGCAACCUGGCCAAGCCGAUACUCGACAUGACGAUAUACACCUGGUCGCUGUCAAGCAGCGUGGGCGGGGAGGGUGUGAUGUUCAUGUCAUUACUGGUGCAGCUGUCGGCCAACAUGAUGCGGGCGCUGACGCCUCCGUUCGGGAAAUAUGUCGCCGAUGAGGCGAGACUGGAGGGCGAGUUCCGCUUCCAACACUCGAGAUUAAUAGACCACAGCGAGGAAGUCGCCCUGUAUGCCGGCCACGAGGUCGAAAAGGACACCCUCGACAAGGGUUAUUUCACCCUCAUCAAGCACGUCAACUACAUCCUGAGGCGGCGCUUCUACCACGGCUUCAUGGAGGACUUUGUCAUCAAAUACUUUUGGGGCGCCCUGGGCCUGGUCCUCUGCAGCGUGCCCGUCUUCGUCAAGAUACCAGGCUCCGUCACGCAGAACAUGGGCGACAGGACCGAGACCUUCGUGACCAACAGGAGGAUGCUGCUGUCUGCCUCCGACGCCUUCGGCCGGAUCAUGUUCUCGUACAGGGAGAUCAUGGAGCUCGCGGGCUACACCUCGCGUGUGGCCUCGCUCUUGGAGGUCAUGGAUGACAUCCAGGCCGGCCACUUCGAGAAGAAGCUGGUCUCCAGCGCGGGCACCGAGGACAACGAGGCCGUGCUCAAGGGGCGAGGCACGGUCGUGGAGAGCAAGGACAUCAAGUUCAUCGACGUACCCAUAAUCUCGCCCAACGGCGACGUCCUCGUCAAGGCCCUGUCCUUCUCCCUAAAACAGGGCGACCACCUGCUGGUCGUCGGCCCCAACGGCUGCGGCAAGUCCUCCCUCUUCCGCAUCCUCGGCGGCCUGUGGCCCGUCUACGGCGGGACGGUCCACAAGCCCCCCUUCACGGACAUCUUCUACAUCCCGCAGCGGCCGUACCUCUCGCGCGGCUCCCUCCGGCAGCAGAUCACCUACCCGGACGGCCUGCGCACGAUGCGCGCCAAGGGCGUCACCGACACGGACCUCCUGGGCAUCCUCCGGCUCCUGAGCCUCGAGUCCCUCGUGUCCCUGUACCCGGAGGGCUGGGACGCCGAGGCCGAGUGGCGCGACGUGCUCUCGGGGGGCCUGCAGCAGCGCGUCGCCAUGGCGCGCCUCUUCUACCACCGGCCCCGGUACGCCAUCCUCGACGAGUGCACGUCCUCGGUCACCCUCGAGACGGAGAAGGUCAUGUACGACAACGCAAAGGCCCUCGGCAUCACCCUCAUGACCGUCAGCCACCGCCGCUCGCUGUGGAAGUACCACAGCCACAUCCUGCAGUUCGACGGGCAGGGCAACUUUGUCUUCACGCGCCUCGACGCCGACCGCAGGAUGCGGCUCGAGGACGAGCGCGAGGACCUCGAGGUCCUGCUGCGGCAGGUGCCCGAGCUCGAGAGGCGCGUCGCUGAGCUUACUUCCUCCUGAGGGGUUUCGAUUUGUUUUUUGUUUUUUAUUGUUUUGAGGCUCCUUGUGGGAGCGGAGCCGACCAUAUCAAAUUUGGAUCACCGCGGAUUUAUUAGAUGGGCGGUGGUGCAUGUUUGUGUCUGAGAUUGAGGUUCCCAACACUCAGGAGAGAAUGUACACUUAGUCUUGGUUAGCAGCAUGGGUGGUUUAGCUUAUUGCUCUCUCGCUGCCUCUCCCCCUAUAUCUCUCACACCUUCAUAUAGAAAGAAGCAUAUCAGGUGAUAAUAAGAAAAUACUAUAUUACCAUAUUGACACCA
This is a messenger RNA of Diaporthe batatas, 2844 nucleotides long. RefSeq lists its product as uncharacterized. Gene Ontology annotation, molecular function: ATP binding; ATP hydrolysis activity; ABC-type transporter activity. The transcript has 3 exons. Bases 362 to 2548 code for a protein of 728 amino acids. The record is from RefSeq and is a predicted model, not a curated record. Gene Ontology annotation, biological process: fatty acid beta-oxidation; peroxisome organization; very long-chain fatty acid catabolic process. Lineage: Eukaryota; Fungi; Ascomycota; Sordariomycetes; Diaporthales; Diaporthaceae. Gene Ontology annotation, cellular component: peroxisomal membrane.